Molecule: messenger RNA, 1123 nt
Organism: Oryza brachyantha (malo sina)
Lineage: Eukaryota; Viridiplantae; Streptophyta; Magnoliopsida; Poales; Poaceae
Product: peroxidase 47
Exons: 2
Coding region: 70-1017 (315 amino acids)
Biological process (GO): hydrogen peroxide catabolic process; response to oxidative stress
Molecular function (GO): peroxidase activity; heme binding
Source: RefSeq, a predicted model, not a curated record
GCUCUCAUCUUCUUCUUCUUCUUCCAAUCAUCUCAUCACUCCACUGAAGUGAAGUGAAGUGAAGUGAAGAUGAUGGCGGCGGCGAAGAAGCUGGUGAGGCUGCUGAUGGUGGUGGUCGGGGUGGCGGGGCCCGGCGCGGCGGCGCUGAGCAUGGACUACUACGGGAUGAGCUGCCCGUUCGCGGACAUGGUGGUGAGGAACGUGGUGAGCCAGGCGCUGAUGGGCGACCCCACCCUCGCCGCCGGCCUGCUCCGCCUGCACUUCCACGACUGCUUCGUCCAGGGCUGCGACGCGUCGGUGCUCCUCGACUCCACCCCGGACAACACGGCGGAGAAGGACGCGCCGCCGAACAAGAGCCUCAGGGGGUUCGAGGUCAUCGACCGCAUCAAGCAGGCCCUCGAGAUGCAGUGCCCCGGCGUCGUCUCCUGCGCCGACAUCGUCGCCCUCGCCGCCCGAGACGCCGUCCUCAUGGCGGGAGGGCCGUACUACGUCGUGCCGCUGGGGAGGAGGGACGGGACGCGGUCGAACGCGGCGGACACGGUCGCGCUGCCGCCGCCGUUCCUGAACGCGACGGAGCUGGCCCAGCUGUUCGCGACGCACAACCUGAACCUGCAGGACAUGGUGGCGCUCUCCGGCGGGCACACCCUCGGCGCGGCGCACUGCGCGAACUUCAAGAACCGGCUGGCGACGGAGGCGGCGACGCUGGACUCGUCGCUGGGGUCGUCGCUGAGCAGCGUUUGCGCCGCCGGCGGGGACGGGGCGACGGCGACGUUCGACAGGACGAGCACCAUGUUCGACGGGGUGUACUUCCGGGAGCUGCAGCAGCGGCGGGGCCUGCUGAGCUCCGACCAGACGCUGUUCGAGUCGCCGGAGACGAAGCGGCUGGUGAACAUGUUCGCCAUGAACCAGGCCUACUUCUUCUUCGCGUUCCAGCAAGGGAUGCUCAAGAUGGGGCAGCUCAACCUCAAGGAAGGCACCAUCGGUGAGGUCAGACGAUCUUGCAGGAUUAUCAACUAAUCAAUUCACAAAACUAUAAACAACUAGAAAAAUAAUCCUCCGAGACCAGGUCUCGGUAUAGACGCUUCUAAACCAAGACCAGGUCUCGUAGGAUUAUUUUUCGUUU